AUGAUGUUUUUAAAAAAUAUAUUAUCAUUUAAAUUUUUAAACAAAAACAAUUUUAAAAAAGUAAACAAAAAUAUAUUCAAUAUAGUAAAUAAAUUUUUUGAGGAAUAUUUUAUCAAGUCAAAUAUAAAAAUUUUUCAUUUAAGUAAAUUUAAAUUUUAUACUUCUAAAAAUAAGUUAGAAAAAUUUAAACAAAAAGAAAAUAAUUUAUCUAUUAUAAAUAAAGUUUUUGAAGGAAGUAAUAGUAUAAUUAUUGAUAAUCAUAGUUUCCAUUAUAAUUUUGGAGUUAUAUUUAAUACAGAACAAUCUGACGAUUGUUGUACUUUAAAUACUAUUAAUAAGAAUUACGAUAAUAUAAAGUUUACAUGUAAAUAUAUAGAAAAUAUUUAUAAACCUGGGUAUAUAUUAUAUCCUUUAACAUUUGGUAAUUAUUGUGAUUCAAACAAUUUUAUAUACAGCAUAUACAAAUAUUUAAGUAUAAAAAAUUGUAAUACGUAUAGAUCGUGCAUGAUAGCACUUUUUUAUUAUUAUAUGGGCUUAUUGUUUUCAUUAAUUUUAUUAUAUAAAGGAAAUAAUAUCAAUGUUUUAAAUUCUAAUAUAUCUGUUAUAGUUUCAAGAUUAUCGUCUUUUGUUUUUGUAACAGAUUUUAAUUAUUCUGAUAUAUAUAUUAGUAAUAUACUUUCUAUUAAAUUAAUUAGUAUAAUUAAUAACUCUUUAUAUUUAUCUAAAAUAGCAAUUUGUAAUUAUAGACCUUAUUUAGUCGGUUUAACUAAAUAUAUACUUACUAAUAGUGGUAUUUUUUCUAAAUUAAGUUUUCAAGAUACAUUAAAAACUCUUAAAAAUAUCAUAUUAGAGCCUAAAAUAGAUUGGAAUGUUGAUUGUAAAUCCAACGUAAUUUUAGCUGAUUUUAUACCUGUUGGGUCAGGAUGGUAUAGAUAUUUUAUUAAUUAA
Molecule: messenger RNA, 948 nt
Organism: Theileria parva strain Muguga
Lineage: Eukaryota; Apicomplexa; Aconoidasida; Piroplasmida; Theileriidae
Product: DNA-directed RNA polymerase subunit beta''
Exons: 1
Coding region: 1-948 (315 amino acids)
Source: RefSeq, a predicted model, not a curated record